UUUCUACCCAAUUAAUUAAUUUUCAAAGUGGUAAUGUUCUGGUGCCGGUUCUGCAGAACGUUUUUUGGUUCAGCUUAGCACGUAACCUGCGGAAGAAGUAAUGCUGCUUUUAAAAGUUGGUGUAAUUGUAAUUUUAUUGCAUACGGUAUUCUGUUGGUUUACACCUAGUAUCAGGACAAGGAAAAAUGCUUUGGAUACAAGUUACUUGAUUAGAGCAGAUGGUGUUACAAGUGAAUCGGAUGAAAUCAUGUUGGAAACAGUUUUUUUUAACAGAUACGGACCCCGGAAAACAGGUUCCAGUAAAUUGGCUGGAAUUAUGCUUUAGCCAACAAAGAUUCUGCAUAGACACACGGGCUGAUAGCUACCUUUCCCGCAUUCUUGCUAAUUUGUUCGCACCAAGACAGACAACACAGUCAACAAGUCCAGGUCACAAUUUCACACAUGCCACCGUACUGCAAACAACCAUCGAUAAAACCUAUGAGUGCGGAAUGUGUGACCAAUCAUUCCCCAAGAAGAGACAGCUGGCAGUUCACAAGCGCGUACAUGCCGGCACUCCUGUGAUAUUUGCGGUAAAGCAUACACCAAGGGUAUAAAUCUAAGCCGGCACAAACGGAUACACGCCGGCGAACGACGGCACCGUUGUCGGAUAUGUGGCAGAGAAUUUUUCACUUCAGAGCAAUUGGAUCAGCACCGGCUUACCCAUAAAGAUCAGGCUUACAUUUGCGAUAUCUGCAGUAGGAAGUUUACCGAAAACAGUAGUCUCACGCGACACAGACUUAUCCAUGCAGGUGAGAGAUCGCACAAGUGCGA
Messenger RNA from Topomyia yanbarensis, 810 nucleotides. RefSeq lists its product as uncharacterized. The record is from RefSeq and is a predicted model, not a curated record. The transcript has 3 exons. Bases 219 to 593 code for a protein of 124 amino acids. NCBI's taxonomy places the organism in Eukaryota, Metazoa, Arthropoda, Insecta, Diptera, Culicidae.